AUGAAUAAGAUUACGGGAAAAGUUGCUCACCCUUCUUGGCUUCGACAAAGAGAAUUUGGUCAAAAGUUACCUCAUUCAGUAGGACAUUCAGAUCGAUUUUUCAAGGCGUUGUAUUCAACAUACUUUCCAUACCAUUCGUGGGACCAAGGACACAUAAGAUGUGCAAAUCACGGCGGAAUUCUCAAUAUUGAGUUCUCUCCGGAUGGAUCAUAUAUUGUGGCAGCUUGUGAGAAGCACAGCCUCCUCUUGUUUGAUCCGCUGUCGCGUAAAAUGAUCCGCUCUGUGAACAACGCCCAUACCAAUUGCGUGACAAAUGUGAAGUUCGUGGAUUCCCAGAACUUCGCCACAGGCAGUGACGACAGCACGGUGGCCCUUUGGGACGUGAGGAACCUCAAGACGCAGGUUCGCACUUUUCAGGGCCAUUCCAACUCCGUGCAGGACAUCGAGUUUUCGCCGCAAGACGGCUUGCUAGUCACCUCUGGGUUCGACGGAAGCGUUUGCACUUGGGACAUAAACAGUUACGAGGAAGAUUUAUGCCGCAAAGUAUUUUACACCUACGAUCUGAUGCGCAUGCGGUUGACAAGCGACGCGUCCAAAAUGGUGAUUUCCACCGCCAGGGGCUACCUCAUGAUCGUCCACGACUUGGACGUGGCCGCCCUCGCCGAAGACCUGAAGGGCUUCCAGCCCGACGCGUGCCGCUUGCGCCUGCGCCAGACCGGGCCGCCGGCCACCAGCUACGCGCUCUUUUCGCGGCGCAAGCGCAACCGCGUGGAGCUCGUCACCGACUUCCCGCGCGAGGACGACUCCAGCGUCCUGUCUUCGCUGGAGCUGCACCCCGCGGGCUGCGCGGCGCUGUCGCGCGGCAUCAGCGACGCCCUGGGGCUGGAGUGGACGUGCGUGCACGACAUCCAGGGCCACGGGCUGGGCGGCGACGCCGGCGCGGACAGCGACGGCGAAGACGAGGUCGAGGCCAUGGCCCUGGCCCAGGGCCAGCCACAAGCCGAUGGCGUGGCUGGGCCGAGCGGCGCGGCGUCCGCCGGGGGGCUCCAGAGGGCCACCGGGGACCAGCAAGGGGGGCCCAGCACGCUUUCCGGCGAACGACUGGAGGAAGACAUGGAAGCUUCCGGAGGCGAAGAUGAAUCAGAGACGGAAAGCGUUGCGAACGCCAGCAUGGAGCUGUGCGUGCAUUCUGAUGAUAGUUUGGGAGAUGGAAGUUGGCUGGAAAAUGCAGAUGCAAGUAGCUGGGAUGAUUGCGGGGGGCUCGACGCAGGGCAGGUCGGAGCAGGGAUGGAGGCAGGGGCUGGGAUGCCGGCAAUGGAAGUCGAUGCGUCGGGGGAUGGGCCGAGUUCAUCGGUUCACUUUGCUCGUUUCCCCGGUCGUCCAAAGAGCAGUCGAGUUUAUCAAUACAAUCCGAGGUUGACUCAUUUUAUCGAGGAACUAAGUGCUGGGAAAUGGUAUAUUAAGGAAUUAUGCUUUUCUCCUGACGGGAGAUUAAUGGGUUCUCCCUUCGGAUGCGGGGUGAGGCUACUUGCUUUUUCUCCCGAAUGCUCGGAACUAUCAGUUUGUGUUCCACGCGCAGAACCACUUCCUUUGUACGAAUUGGCUACUAACAUAUGCCACAACAGUAUAGUACUUUGCACAAGAUUUUCCCCUCAUCACUGCCUGUUAGUAUCUGGUUGCUUUAGUGGAAACAUUAUAUGGCACCAACCGAUGAUAUGA
Molecule: messenger RNA, 1719 nt
Organism: Gryllus bimaculatus (two-spotted cricket)
Lineage: Eukaryota; Metazoa; Arthropoda; Insecta; Orthoptera; Gryllidae
Source: the annotation of a GenBank genome assembly